CCCCCCUUCCUUCCUUCCUUCCUUCCCUCCCGGUGUCGAGAGCUGAGAGGAAGUGGAGAGGCGAGCACUGUGGUGGCGGUUUAGAUUGCGUGAACAAGGAUUAUUUGUAAUGGCAGAAGCCAAAAUGGAAAACCGGAAAUGGUUCAUUAGGAUUUUUGUGUGAUCACAUUGCGCACUGGGCAUAGCCUUGACUGAUCCCUUUUGUGGAAGAACUGCACCUUAAGAGUUUAAUUGGUUGGAAAACAAAAGGCUCAAGCAUUAUUUGGAGAUUGGUUUUGCUUCAAGACUUUUACAUUUUGGAUUUUCAAACUUUCACGUGCACCAUGAGUAAACAACCCACUGUGAGUUUCCGCCCGAGGGAUUCCACAGGAGAGAGAAACCAUGAUGCAGGGAUCACCUGUACACUUAAAGAGCUGCGUGAGCUUAUGGAACUGCGUUCAAUAGAUGCUGUCGAGACAAUACGAGAACGUUAUGGAGAUGCCGAAGGGCUGUGUUCACAAUUGAAAACUUCAACCGUGGAAGGUUUAUCUGGAAACCCAGCAGAUAUUGAGAGAAGGAAAGAACUUUUUGGAGCAAAUGUAAUACCUCCCAAAAAACCAAAAACUUUUCUUCAGUUAGUCUGGGAAGCGCUACAAGAUGUAACCUUAAUUAUUUUAGAAGUUGCAGCUGUAAUAUCUUUAGGCCUUUCUUUCUAUCGACCUCCAGGAGGAGGUGGGGAAUUGUGUGGUGUACACGAAUCUGGGGAAGAACAUCAAGGAGACACUGGCUGGAUUGAAGGAGUUGCUAUCCUUGUUUCAGUUGUUUGUGUAGUAUUAGUUACAGCAUUCAAUGACUGGAGUAAAGAAAAGCAAUUCAGAGGUCUACAAACACGAAUUGAACAAGAGCAAAAAUUCAUCGUGAUAAGAGCGGGUCAGAUUAUCCAGAUUCCUGUUGCGGAUUUGGUGGUUGGUGACAUUGCACAAAUUAAAUAUGGUGACCUCUUACCUACUGAUGGUGUACUUAUUCAAGGAAAUGACUUAAGAAUUGAUGAAAGUUCACUAACUGGGGAGUCAGAUCAUGUGAAGAAGAAUUUACGUACAGAUCCACUAUUGUUGGCAGGUACCCAUGUAAUGGAAGGUUCUGGAAGAAUUGUCGUCACAGCUGUUGGUAUAAACUCUCAAAGUGGAAUAAUCUUAUCCUUAUUGGGAGUUGGGGAAGAUGAAUCCCUCAGUACAAAAGAUGUAACUGCAGAAAAUCGAAACAAAGCUAAAGCGCAGGAUGGAGCAGCAAUGGAGAUGCAGCCUCUGAAAAGUGAAGAAGGGAUUGAUGAGGAGAAAAUUAAGAAGAAACACUUAGCAAAGAAAGAGAAAUCUGUACUUCAAGGAAAGCUGACCAAAUUAGCAGUACAGAUUGGAAAAGCAGGCUUGUUGAUGUCUGCCAUUACAGUUGUCAUUCUUGUAAUGUUCUUUGUGGUCGAUACAUUUUGGAUUAAGAAACUUCCCUGGCUGGCUGAAUGUACACCAAUUUACAUCCAGUUCAUAGUUAAAUUCUUCAUUAUUGGUGUCACUGUCCUGGUGGUGGCAGUGCCGGAAGGUCUUCCACUUGCUGUUACAAUUUCUUUGGCUUAUUCUGUGAAGAAAAUGAUGAAAGAUAACAACUUAGUCAGACAUCUGGAUGCCUGUGAAACGAUGGGUAACGCAACAGCUAUAUGUUCAGAUAAAACUGGUACCCUAACGCUGAACAGAAUGGCUGUGGUUCAAGCAUUCUUUUGUGACGAGCACUACAAGCAAAUUCCCGUUGCAGACAGUUUCCCUGAACGUUCUAUAGACCUACUUAUUACAGCAAUAUCUGUAAAUUGUGCUUACACUACCAAAAUAAUGCCUCCUGAGAAGGAAGGUGGCCUGCCACGUCAUGUUGGUAAUAAGACAGAAUGUGCCUUGUUGGGAAUGGUAUUACAAAUGAAGAGAGAUUACCAGACAAUUCGUAAUGAAAUUCCAGAAGAGAAGCUUUUCAAAGUCUACACCUUCAACUCUACUCGAAAAUCUAUGAGUACAGUUCUGAAAAAUGAUGAUGGUAGUUUUCAAAUGUACAGCAAGGGUGCCUCUGAAAUUUUGCUUAAGAAGUGUUCCAAAAUUCUGAAAGCAAAUGGUGAAGCAAAGAUCUUCAAGGCAAAUGACCGUGAUGAUAUGUUAAGAAAUGUAAUAGAACCAAUGGCUUCUGAAGGAUUACGCACAAUCUGUUUAGCAUACAAGCAUUUUCCUGCCCAAUCUGAGCAACCAGACUGGAAUAAUGAAAAUGAGAUACUUGCUGGCCUUACCUGUCUUUCAGUUGUUGGUAUUGAGGAUCCAGUGAGACCAGAAGUUCCAGAUGCCAUUAAAAAAUGUCAACAUGCUGGUAUUACUGUGCGUAUGGUCACAGGUGACAAUAUUAACACAGCUCGUGCCAUUGCUGCAAAAUGUGGCAUUUUACUACCUGGCGAGGAUUUUCUGUGCUUGGAGGGUAAAGAAUUCAACAGGCUUAUUCGCAAUGCAAAAGGAGAGAUUGAGCAAGAACGUUUAGACAAGGUCUGGCCCAAGCUUCGUGUCCUAGCAAGAUCUUCACCCACUGAUAAGCACACUUUAGUAAAAGGAAUUAUUGAUAGCACAGUGACAGAGCGAAGGCAGGUGGUGGCAGUAACCGGUGAUGGCACAAAUGAUGGUCCUGCAUUGAAGAAGGCAGAUGUUGGAUUUGCCAUGGGUAUUGCUGGAACUGAUGUAGCCAAAGAAGCUUCUGACAUUAUUCUAACGGACGAUAACUUCUCAAGCAUUGUUAAAGCAGUUAUGUGGGGCAGGAAUGUAUACGAUAGUAUUUCAAAGUUUCUUCAGUUCCAGCUUACAGUCAAUGUUUCCGCAGUGAUUGUAGCGUUUACUGGUGCAUGCAUAACACAGGAUUCUCCUUUAAAGGCUGUGCAGAUGCUUUGGGUAAACUUGAUCAUGGACACAUUUGCAUCACUUGCCUUGGCGACUGAACCACCCACAGAAGCACUACUUUUGCGAAAACCUUACGGCAGAAAUAAACCUCUGAUUUCUCGCACCAUGAUGAAGAAUAUCUUGGGUCAUGCUGUGUACCAGCUUAUUAUAGUUUUUACACUCUUGUUUGUUGGUGACACUAUAUUUUCGGUAGACAGCGGACGAGAUGCUCCCCUCCAUGCUGCUCCUUCAGUACACUAUACAAUCAUAUUCAAUACAUUUGUGAUGAUGCAGUUGUUUAACGAAAUAAAUGCUCGCAAGAUUCAUGGUGAAAGAAAUGUUUUCCAUGGGAUCUUCAACAAUCCAAUAUUUUGUGCCAUUGUUUUUGGAACAUUCGUAAUUCAGGUCAUCAUUGUCCAAUUUGGUGGACAACCAUUUAGCUGUGCUCCACUAUCGAUUGAACUCUGGUUGUGGUGUGUUUUCCUGGGAUUAGGAUCUCUACUUUGGGGCCAGGUCAUUGCUUCAAUCCCAACAAGUCAGUUGAAGUUCCUCAAAGAAGCUGGUCUUGGUACAAAGAAGGAAGAGAUUCCAGAAGAAGAGCUGGAAGAGGAUAAUGACGAAAUUGAUCAUGCAGAGAGAGAAUUGCGUCAUGGUCAAAUAUUGUGGUUCAGGGGGUUGCACAGAAUACAGACUCAGAUGGAUGUAGUGAAUGCUUUCCAGAGUGGAACUUCCUUACAGGGAGCUCUAAGGCGACAAUCCUCCAUCAGCAGCCAGCACCAUGAUCUGAGAGUGGUGAAUGCAUUCCGUAGUUCCUUGUAUGAUGGAUCAAGAAAUCGAGACAGCCACAAUUCAAUUCACAACUUUAUGACCCAUCCAGAAUUUAGAAUAGAGGAUUCUGACUCUCACAUCCCUCUUAUUGAUGAGAUUGAUGCUGAAAAUGAACCACCAACAAAACGUAAUGGCUCGCCUCGAUUAACACACAACCAAAAUAACAAUGCUGUGGACAGUGCGAUCCAUCUUACAACAGACGCAAGCAAGUCUGCAAUCUCUUCAACUCCAGGGAGCCCUCUACAUAGUCUGGAAACGUCUCUCUGAGUGUAAAAGCUGAACAGAGGCACACUAGAUCUAGUGAGCUACAAGGGAAAAGUGGGUCCUUUAACACUGUGUGAUUGACAAGAUAUUCUUGUCUGGACUUCAGCAGAAGAAACACUGUGAGAAUGUAGAUACUUUGAAGCUUUCUGCCAGACUAAGGGUGCUUUUUCAAACUUCGAAGAUGGCACAGAAACCCUGUAUGAAAGUGACCUGCUUUGAGGAUUCAUUGUGUUACAGCAGAUGAAAGAUCAACUAUAAGAAUUGUCCUGAGCAGUGUGUUAGCAGAACAUUUAGUUUUCUUUAUUUCUGGAUGGUGUUUAUUUGGCCCUGGCUCAUUGAUACUUUAAUUUCUGCUACUUGGCUGUUAAUAUUUUGAAUUAUUUAUGUUCUAAAUGAUGCAGUUCUGUUUACAAGGUUUGUAGAUACUUUUAUUUGUAGGUAGAAAGCUUCCUGACACAUGAUGCAGAGAAACUAAUCCUUCAAAUACUACUGUAUUUUCAGGAAAAGGGUGUUUCUAUUGAAACUACUAAAUAUGCCUGUGAUUUACUUUGUUAAAUAUUGUAGAUAAACAGCUAAUACUUGUAGCCAAAUGGAUAACACUAUUAAAACAGCGCAGAAGUGUUGUGUAACAGUUCUGGCCUCUUUCCCAGUGAAGUCCCAAAACAUUUACAAAAAGUUUUCAAUGAUUGUUUCAGAAUCCAGUUUCUGAGAAAUGUACUACAUAAAGAAUUUUUUUCUUUACAAAUGAGUAAGGGUGAAAUGUUAAAUGUAAGUACAUCCAUGUAUAAUGAGAUGCUUCAGAGUAUUUAUCAACUCGGGCAUAAAAUGGAUUAAAUCAAAUCAUCAGAACCUCGUCCAUUUGUGUUUGUCUUAAGACAUUAGCUUAGAAUUGUCUUGGUCAAAUGUGAGUGGAACAGUGAAGUUUUCUCGUAAAGCUUUGGAAAAUAUUUCUUGCCGCAUGAGGGCUGUUGGCAUUUUGAAAACUGGGAUGUAGUAUAAAUGUGUUUUUUCCUGCUCUGCUUUAGUUUAAAAUCUUGUUUGUAAACUUAAAUAAAUAUCCUGUUCUACUUAA
Molecule: messenger RNA, 5091 nt
Organism: Callorhinchus milii (elephant shark)
Lineage: Eukaryota; Metazoa; Chordata; Chondrichthyes; Chimaeriformes; Callorhinchidae
Product: plasma membrane calcium-transporting ATPase 1
Exons: 22
Coding region: 324-4022 (1232 amino acids)
Biological process (GO): regulation of cytosolic calcium ion concentration; calcium ion transmembrane transport
Cellular component (GO): membrane; intracellular membrane-bounded organelle
Molecular function (GO): P-type calcium transporter activity; ATP hydrolysis activity; PDZ domain binding
Source: RefSeq, a predicted model, not a curated record